GGGCACUGCAGAAGCAAGCAAUGUUGGUGCGUCAGCUGGAGGAUGAGUUGCGAAUCCGCAACGUGCGGGGACCAUCUCUCGAGAUACAACACGAGGUCGAGCGAGUGUUCGCGGAAAAUGAUCACCUGACGCGCGAAAUCGCCAUCCUCAGGGAAACCGUUCGGGAGCUGGAAAUGAGGAUCGAGAGCCAGAAGCAAACCCUUCAAGCUCGCGACGAGAGCAUCAAGAAACUUCUCGAGAUGCUUCAGAACAAAGGCAUCAGCAAAGAGGAGGAGAAGCAGGCCAUCUCCCAGAUGCAGCACAUGUACCAGCGACAGGAGAGGGCGUGCCUGAGCCGGAGCCUGUCGGCUCUGGACCGACAGCGUGAGGCCACGUGCGUGUCACGUGUGACGGCCAUCGAACGGGAUCUGUGUGCCCUGGAACGGCAGAUAUUCGGCUCCGACUCCUCGCUCGCUGCGUCCGAUCUCACGCGCAGUUUCACUUAUUCCGAACCCGGCUCGAGCUUCAGGUCCAGGGAAAGGCAGUGGAAAUACGAUUUGGAGGAGAUGAAGAGCGAAGUGAACAGACGGGACCAAGAAAUCCUGGCUUUCGGGGCGAAGAUGAAAGCAUUAGAGGAGCAGCACACGGAUUACCAACGCCACAUUGCCGUGCUCAAAGAAUCUCUCAUGGCCAAAGAAGAACAUUACAACAUGCUCCAAGCCGACGUCGAGGAAUUGAAGACUCGUCUGGAGGAGAAGAACCGUUUGAUCGAGCAGAAAACUCAGGCAACCCUGCAUGCAGCUCAAGAAAGGAACAGGUUUGGUCAAGAAAUGAACGAGAUCCGAGAUCAGAUGGACAUCAAAGAUCGCAAGAUCAACGUCCUUCAACGAAAGAUCGAAAACUUGGAGGAUCUGUUGAGGGAGAAAGACAAUCAGGUGGAGAUGGCUCGAGCCAGGUUGAACGCGAUGCAAGCAAGUCAUUCCACGUCGGAAGGGGCUUUGACUUCCCUGGAAGAGGCCAUCGGGGAUAAAGAGAAACAAAUCGCUCAACUCCGGGAACAGAGGGACAGGGCCGAGCAGGACAAGGCCGAGGAGAGGGAACUGCACGAACGGGAUAUUGCCGAAUACAAGAUGAAACUUCACUCCUUGGAAAGCGAGCUGGAGAAGGUUCAGUUGCGGCUGGAGCGAGCCCAAGCUGAGAAAGCAAAACUGGAAGCAAAACUUGAGACGUCGCAGUCGGAACUGGGAAAGUGCAAGGCUGAGUUGGACAAAAUGUCUAACGAAGUCGGGAAGAACGUGAGCGAAUGGGAAUCCGCCCGAUACCGAUUGACCAAGUUGGAGUUGGAGAACGAAAAAUUGAAGACGGACAACGAGAGACUCCAAGGAAACGUUGGAAGUUACGGACUGAGUUCGGGCAUGAGUUCCGGAUUACCCAGGGGCAUCUCCAUGCCCAUGAGCCAGGAGCUCCAGGAGAAACUGGACAGAUGCCAGACGGAACUCAGAAGGACCCAAGCCGAGCUCCGCAUGAAUCAGGUGGAAUAUGAACGUGCCCAUGGAGAAGUGAUAGUGCUUCAGGAGAAGGUAGAAAAGAGCCAGGGAGAGAUCUACCGAUUGAAGGCUCGCCUCGAAAACGCCCAGUCCGAAAAGGAUAACCUCCAGGAGGAAUACGACCGAUCUCAGUCGGUGUUGAGUCGAAUCUUGACGGAGAAGGAGAGAGCGACGAGCGAAGUGGAAAAACUCCGUGAAGAAUUGGAAACUUCACAAGCCACAUUGGGCAAAGCACAACUCCAGCAAGAAAAGACCCAGAAUCUUCUGGACAGGGCCCAAACGGAAGCCGAUCAACUGCAAGAGAAAUUGGAACGAGCUCAAGUGGAUCUCCGAAGGGCUCAAACAGAAAGAGAGAAGCUGACAGAACAGGUGGAGGGUCUCCAGUCCCAAGUGGACAAGACGAGCGGGCAGACCAGUCGACUGCAGAAAGAGAAAGACGCUGCCGUUGUCGAGGCGGAUCGGUGUCGAGAGAAGGCUGACAAAGCGCAGGCGAGCCUGACUCGAAUGCUAAAGGAGAAGGAAGGAUGGGAAGUGGAACGAGAGAAGCAGAUCGAGCGAAUGGAGAUGCUUCAGGGUCAAUUAAACAAAGCGACCCGUGAUCGAGAUUCUGCCAAAACGGAAGUGGAGCUUGUGCAAGAGCGACUGGACAAGGCCCAGUCUUUGGUCAAUAAACUCACGACUGAAAAGGAUGUUCUCCAGAAGGAACUGGAUGCAACCAAGGAAAAAUACGAAAAGAUCCAUUCUCAACUUCUCAAAGCACAAGAAGAGAGAGACUCUACCAACAAGGAAUAUGAACGGAUACUGGACAAAUACGACAAAGCUCAGGGAGAGCAGUACCGAUCCCAAGGCAAGUUGGAGUCCCUUGAAGCUGACUUGGAUCAUGCUAAGAUGGAGCUGGAAAAGGAGAAACUUGUGGUGAUAAAGCAGAGGGAGGAGCUCCGAAAGCUCCACGACGAUCAUAAGGCACUCCAGGAGCUCUAUGAUCGCACGGCGGCCCAGUACGGCCGAUUUAAGGACACAGAAGAGAAGAGCAAAGAAGAGAUGGAGGCCCUGAAACUGGAAGUUGAAAUCACGAGAGAGAAAUACGAGAAGGCGCAGACCGACCUCCGUCGAUACAUAGGCGACAAGGAGAGGUUAUCGAGCGAGGUCGAGAAGCUGACCUUCGACCUCGAUCGAGCCCUUGCACAAUACGGCAAAUCCCAGGCGUCCCAAGAGAAGAACGCCGAAGACCUGGCCAAGCUUCAGCUGGAAGUGGAGAAAGUCUACGAAAAAUGCGACCGCUUGCAGAUAGAGCUGCGACGAACGCAGAUGGAACGGGACAAACUCAUCGGCGAAAACGAGACGAUUCAGGCAGAAUUGGACCGGUUUCAGACCCGAGUUGGGAAGAUCCAAGACGUGGAAGAACGGAGCAAGGAAGAGGUGGAUCGGUUGAAACUCGAGGUGGAGAAAUUCAAGGAUAAACUGGAGAAGUCAGAGACGGAGCUAGGACGACAGGGUCUCAUGCGAGAUAAACAGGAACAGGAGAUGACAAGAUUAAAGAAAGAAUUGGAACGAGCCGAGGGCAUUAAGAAUCGAUAUCUCAGCGAACAGGACCGAUCGAGGCAGGAAACGGAACGAAUGCAAGCGGAAAUAGACCGUCUCAGGGACAAAUAUAACUACAGCCAGGAAGAGGCCGGGAAAUAUCGACUGAGCAUGGAGCGUCUCGGCGACGAACUCUCCAAGGCUAGGAUGGAACUGGAACGAUAUCAGGCCCAGCUGGGAAAAUAUUCCAGCAAAUACGAGGAAGAGCGAGAGAGGCUGAACAUCGAUCACGAGAAGGUGAAGGACAAAUAUGAGAAGUGCCAGGUAGAUCUCGUCAAGGCCCAGCAGAAACAAGAGAAACUGGAGUACGAGAACGCGAAACUCAAGGGAGAACUGGAGCAGUAUCAGCUUCAACUUGAGAAGGCGUCCAUCGUGCAAGAACGGAACAGAGAAGAGGCCCAGAGGGAACUGGAACGCCUGGAGAAAUUGACCAAGGAUAAGGAAAAGGAAACCAUGACGCUGAAGGAGGAACUGGAGAAAACGAGACAAGGUCGGGCUGAGACGAGCAUGGAAAUGAAGGUGAUGAGAGAGAAACUGGACAAGGGCGACGCCAAUUACCAGGGCCUGGUCCAGGAAAGAGAGCGCCUUCACAUGGAACUCCAAACCCUCCGACAGGACCACGAGGGCCGACAGAAGGAAAUGGAGAAGUUCCGAGUUGAGAUGGAAAAGAUGAAGGAGGAGAACAAAAGACUUCGGGGACACCUGGAGAAACGGGACAAGCAAGGGAGUCAGGAGAUGCUCAAGAUGGAGAACGAACUGCGGCAGAUGAAUUCGGAGCGGGAGCAAUUGGUGUCUCAGCUGGAGAAAUCCCAAGAAGCCUUACUCGGUCUCCAGCAGGAGAUGCAAGGUAUGGAUAACGAACUGCAACGGUGUCAAGAGGAGAACAAGAAGCUGAGGACAGACCAACUAGGUCGACAGGCGAAACAAGAUCAAGACCUGGGACGCCUUCAACAACAGUUCCUGGCCAUGGACAAGGAAGUGCAGAAUGCGAAAGCUGCCCAGGAGAAAGAACGGGCUCGGGCUGAGAAACUGGAGAAGGAACUACAAAGCCUGAGGUCCCAGCAGACUGCAAGCAAUCAAAAUUCGAGUGCGGAGGUCCAGAACCUCCAGAGUCGCCUCCAGUCCGAGAAGGGCCGAGCCGACAAAUCCGAGAAACUCUUGACGGACUUGCAGAAGGAACUUGGGGCCAUGCAAUCCCAAAUCCAGAAUUACGAAAGAGAGCUGAAUAAGCAGAGCAAGGACGGGAACGCCGAGAUGCAAAAGAUUCGCGGAGAACUCCAAAAGGCGAAAAAGGACGCAGAAACAUCCAACGUGGAGAAGCAGAGACUCCAGUCUCAACUCGAGCUUCUGGUUCAGGAACUCGAGCAAAAACAGUUGGAGGUGCAAGAAGCAAGCAGAAGAGAAGGUCAGGGUCAGGCUGCGAGCGAGGUCAACCGACGAGCCUUGGACGAGGAGAAGAAGAAGACGGACGAGGAGAAGAGGAAGUUGGAAGAAGUGAAGAAGAAGGUGGAGGAAGCGAAGAAGAAGGUGGAGGAAGAAAAGAAGAAGGUAGAAGAAGAAAAGAAGAAGGUAGAGGAAUUCAAGAGAAAGAUGGGAGAGUACGAAGGGGGAGUGGAGAAGAAAAGGAAGCAGGUGGAGGAACGGGAGAAGAACUUGGGAGACAUGGACUCUCAACUCCGGAUGAGGAAGAAGGAGCUCGAGGAGAUGGAAACCGUUUUCCAUAAGCGGAUGCAGGAGGAAGGUGGUGCCGCCGGGCAGAAGGUGGCAGAACUGCAGAAGAAGGUGGCGGAAUUGGAGCGACAAGGGGGAGGGGACUCGGGGAAACUACAGCAAGAGAACAAGACCCUGCAGAGCGAGAUGGAACGCCUCCUCCAACUCAUGCAAAUGUCCGAGGAAGAAAAGUUCGCCAAGGACAACAAAAUCAAGCAGCUUCAAGAGGCCUUGAAAAAGGCGCAGUCGGGAGCUUCUCAGGGAGCUUCGAUCGGCGACUUGGCGAACUCUGCCAAAGGCAAGAACGACGUGAACGAAAAGGAGAUUCGGAUCCGAGAGUUGGAGGAAGCCCUGAGAGAAACGGUUCGGAUCACGGCGGAACGGGAGAUCCAGACAGCCGAGGAAGCACAUAUCCUGCACUCCAAGAUCAGGUCGUUAGAGAGGAAAUUGAAGAGGCACGGAAUUCGAAUCAGGAAAUCGUCGAGACUGGAGCAGGUGACCGAAGAACCCGGUCCACGUCAACCCGACGACUUCCAUCAUCUGGAGGAAACGAAAACGAGCCUGGUUUCCCAGGAAGAGAAGCCGGAAGCAGACGUACCAGACAAUACUCACGCAGAAUUGGUGAGUCGAAAAAUCAUUCACCUGUUAGAAUCCCCUUUUGAAAUGAUCGUGCCCGGACCGGAGGCAAUGAAGCGUCAUCUGUCUCACAUUAAGCCUGAAAAGAGAACCAGGUCCCAAACGAUCCCUCCAAUUGGAUUACCACACAGACGGGACGAGGGAGGGAGGGGAGAGGAAGGGAGGGAGGGAGGGAGGGAAGGAGUGGGAGAAUCGGAGACAGAGAAGCCCAUCGACGUCAUGUAA
Messenger RNA from Darwinula stevensoni, 5678 nucleotides. The record is from the annotation of a GenBank genome assembly. Lineage: Eukaryota; Metazoa; Arthropoda; Ostracoda; Podocopida; Darwinulidae.